Molecule: messenger RNA, 635 nt
Organism: Ruditapes philippinarum (Manila clam)
Lineage: Eukaryota; Metazoa; Mollusca; Bivalvia; Venerida; Veneridae
Product: platelet glycoprotein Ib alpha chain-like
Exons: 1
Source: RefSeq, a predicted model, not a curated record
AUGCCACGCCAAUCCACACCACUGUACGACAAUCCACACCACUGUACGACAAUCCACAAAACUAUACCACUUCAAUCCACACCACUGUACGACAAUUCACACAACUACACCAUACCAAUCCACACCACUGUACCACAAUCCACAAAACUAUACCAUGCCAAUCCACACCACUGUACGACAAUCCACACAACUAUACCACACCAAUCCACACCACUGUGCAACGUCGAUCCACUCCACUGUACGUCAAUCCACACAACUGUACAAUGUCAAUCCACACCACUGUACGACAAUCCACACAACUAUACCACGCCAAUCCACACCACUGUGCAACGUCGAUCCACACCACUGUACGACAAUCCACACAACUAUACCACGUCAAUCCACACAACUGUUACACGUCAAUCCACACAACUAUACCACGCCAAUCCACACCACUGUACGACAAUCCACACAACUAUACCACGCCAAUCCACACCACUGUACGACAAUCCACACAACUAUACCACGCCAAUCCACACCACUGUACGACAAUCCACACAACUAUUCCACGUCAAUCCACACCACUGUACGACAAUCCACACAACUAUUCCACUUUCCGUUCAGCACUACUUACUCUGCUUUGAUAUCCAUAUGUG